AUGGCAGUGCAAAGUGAGGCUAUUUUGGCAGAGGAAGUUGACCUGAGAGAUUUGAAACUAAACUUGACGUUUGGAAUUGGAGAGGGAAGAAUGAGAGAGGUGAGGUCAUAUUGUUUCAUUAGGUACAAGUGUCAAGCAUGCCGAGAUGAAGGUUGGAAAAGCUGGUCUCUUUUGCCUGAGGACGAGUACUGCAUACCAAAAGAUAUUCCGAAAGGUCAUCUAGCAGUUUAUGUAGGUGAAGACUGCAAAAGAUAUGUCAUCAAGGUUACUUUACUCAAGCAUCCUCUCUUCAAGGCAUUGCUUGAUCGCACUGAGGAGGUUUUUGGGUUCACCACAGGGUCAAAACUCUGCAUUCCAUGCAAUGAGAGCAUGUUCAAAACCAUUCUACACUGUAUAAACUCUCAACAGGAUCAUUAG
This is a messenger RNA of Dovyalis caffra, 417 nucleotides long. The record is from the annotation of a GenBank genome assembly. Lineage: Eukaryota; Viridiplantae; Streptophyta; Magnoliopsida; Malpighiales; Salicaceae.